Messenger RNA from Drosophila sulfurigaster albostrigata, 1087 nucleotides. Its product is annotated as ficolin-2-like. The transcript has 2 exons. The coding region runs from base 614 to 1033 and encodes 139 amino acids. NCBI's taxonomy places the organism in Eukaryota, Metazoa, Arthropoda, Insecta, Diptera, Drosophilidae. The record is from RefSeq and is a predicted model, not a curated record.
AUUGUGUCAAAAUAAAGUUGAAAAAUUAGAAAUUGAGAUUAAUUCACAACAAAAUAUUAUUCUUAAAUUAGAAGGACAAUUAUCAGAUCAAUCCCAAUCAAUUUGUCAAGUUCAAUUAAAUUAUCUCAAUUCUAGGUUAAUUGAGAAAGAUGAAAUUAUAAAGAGAUAUAAUGAGAAUAUUCAAAAUAACACAGAACACCAGAAAACACUUGAGUUAAAAUUAGAGAUUAGUAAAUCUAAAUUAAUAAAGCAAGAUAAAGAUAUUGAGUUAUGCCAAUCUGAAAUUGCUUCAUUGAGCAGUACAUCAAAAAAUAUCAGAGAACAGCAGAAAAUAAUUGAAUCGCAAUUAAAAGAUAGUCAAAGCAAGCUAAUUGAUAAGGUUGACGAAAAUCAGUUAUGUCCAUCCGAAAUUGAAAUAUUAAGUCCCACAACUUGCAUCCCUUUCGGAGAAAAAUCAGGAGUUCAUCGACUCAAUGUUUAUGGCAUAGGUUUAUUCGAUGUUUUGUGCGAUAGUCGGUUAGCUGGACCUGGAUGGAUUGUAAUACAACAACGAGUUGGGGGAAAUGAGAGUUUCGAUAGGGAUUGGGCAACGUAUCGCAAAGGUUUCGGUGCAAUGGAUAGCGACUUCUUCCUUGGACUAGAGAAAAUACAUCGUAUCACAAGUUUGGAGCGUCACGAACUUUUUAUACAUUUGGUUACUGUGAAUGGAAAUACCUACAACGCUCGAUAUGACGACUUCAAAAUAUCUGAUGAGGACAAUGGAUACGCACUGAGUUUGGGUAAUUUUAAAGGAACUAUUACUUGGGAUGCGAUGAGGGAAGCCGAAAACAUGCAAUUCACAACAUUCGAUCGCGACAACGACAUUGAUGAUGGUAAUUGCGCAGAUGCAUACAAUGGCUGGUGGCACUCGAAUUGUUAUUAUUGUAAUUUAAAUGCACCAUAUGGGCCGGAUCUUGAUUGGUACGCUGUAGAUCAAUUGAAAGAAGCUAAGAUGCUAAUUCGCCCCAUUGAUGAUAAAGAAGAGAUGAACUGAAGAGCUGAAAUUCCGAUAUUUGACUCAAUUAUAUAAUAAUUUAUAUAUAAUUGG